CAGAAAAUGAGAGCACUCCUAUCCAACAAUUAUUGGAACAUUUUCUUCGUCAGUUACAGAGGAAAGAUCCUCAUGGUUUUUUUGCUUUUCCAGUCACGGAUGCUAUUGCUCCUGGAUAUUCCAUGAUAAUAAAACAUCCUAUGGAUUUUGGUACAAUGAAAGAAAAAAUCGCAGCAAAUGAGUACAAGUCAGUAACGGAAUUCAAGGCAGAUUUUAAAUUGAUGUGUGACAAUGCAAUGACUUACAACAGACCAGACACCGUGUACUACAAACUGGCCAAAAAGAUCCUCCAUGCUGGCUUUAAGAUGAUGAGCAAAGCAGCUCUUUUGGGCGAUGAGGACCCAGCUGUUGAAGAUCCAGUGCCCGAAGUUGUUCCUGUGCAUGUAGAGACUACCAAGAAAUCCAAAAAACCAAGUAAAGAAGUUAUUAGUUGUAUAUUUGAACCAGAAGGAAAUGCGUGCAGUCUGACAGACAGCACAGCCGAAGAACAUGUCCUGGCCUUGGUAGAGCAUGCAGCAGAUGAAGCACGGGAUCGGAUCAAUCAGUGUCUCCCAAACAGCAAGAUAGGCUACCUGAAGAAGAAUACUGAUGGAUCUUUGGUCUUCAGUGUACUCAAUCCAUCAGAUCCUGAAACAGAAGUAGAGGAGGAGACCCAUCCAGUGGAUCUGAGCUCUCUGUCAAGCAAGUUACUACCUGGAUUCACAGCAUUGGGCUUCAAAGAUGAAAGAAGGCACAAAGUUACAUUUCUUUCAAGUGCUAAUACAAUGGUUUCAGUGCAAAACCACUCUAUCUUUCAUGAUCUGAAAGUGGAUGAAAUGGAGCUGCUGUAUUCGGCAUAUGGAGAUGAGACUGGGAUUCAGUGUGCCUUAAGCCUUCAAGAAUUUGUGAAAGAUUCUGGAAGCUAUAGUAAAAAAAUAGUAGAUGACUUGCUGGAUCAGAUCACUGGUGGAGAUCAUUCUAAGUCUAUUUAUCAACUAAAACAGAGAAGAAACAUUCCAAUGAAGCCACCAGAUGAUCUCAAAGUUCCAUCAGUCCUCAUAAAAGAAGAACAUAAAUUAUGUAAUACUUGCCCAGAUGACUCCAAGCAAAGUAUGAUUGGAGAAGCCAUUGGAGAUAAUAGUAGUUCUGUUUUGGACUUUCUAUCUAUGAAAACAUAUUCAGAUAUGUCACUUGAUAUAUCCAUGUUGAGUUCAUUAGGUAAAGUAAAGAAAGAGUUUGAUCAUGAUGACAAUCAUUUACACUUGGAUGAAACAACUAAAUUAUUACAGGACCUUCAUGAGGUACAGACGGACAGAAUAGGAUCCAGGCCUUCUUCUAACCUCAGUUCCCUCUCUAAUGCUUCUGAAAGGGAUCAACAUCAUCUAGGAAGCCCGUCUCACUUAAGUAUAGGAGAACAGCAAGACAUGGUCCAUGACCCCUAUGAAUUUCUUCAGUCUCCAGAACCUACAAAUGUCAAUAAUUAAUUUCACAUAUAUUGUAUAUAUUAACUAUGAAACAUUUCAUAGACUCCCACCAAACAGUAGGCAUUUCAACUCUUUCUUUCCUCCCCAACUCCCAAAUAAGAAUUACUGCUUAGUUAUGUUUAUACAUUUUACUUGGAUAAAAUACAUCAUGGUAUUUGUUCCAUCCCAAACAAUAUUUUAGGAAUAUGUACAAUAAUCUGGAGUUACAAAUUAUGUAUUUAAGAAAACCUGUUUAUAAAAAUGGCUAACCAGCUGUUUAUCAUGCUGUUGAUUGCUACACAUACUUAAUGUACAACUGUGGCUAUAUAGAAAGUUCUCUAAGAUAAAUUUAUUUCAUUUGUGAUACAAUUUUCAGAAAUAGGGUGGUUUCAUAUUUUCCCUUCUAUCAGUUUUUCAUUGCCAAGAUGGUUUGAUGAAAAGAAAGUUGUUGACUCUUCAUUUAGAAUGAAAAACAAAGUACUCUUGAGAACUUUUUAAAAUUAAGUUGAAAUUUGAUAUCGUAUGAUUUUAAACAUUAUGUACAAACCAGUCCCUUCUAUCAGUUUUUCAUUGCCAAGAUGGUCUGAUGAAAAGAAAGUUGUUGACUCUUCAUUUAGAAUGAAAAACAAAGUACUCUUGAGAACUUUUUAAAAUUAAGUUUGAAAUUUGAUAUCGUAUGAUUUUAAACAUUAUGUACAAACCAGAAUAAUACAUUCAUUAACAAUAUUGUAAAUAUUAAUAAAAAUGUACUUGUGUUCUGGUGUUCCCAGUU
Messenger RNA from Python bivittatus (Burmese python), 2214 nucleotides. The record is from RefSeq and is a predicted model, not a curated record. Lineage: Eukaryota; Metazoa; Chordata; Lepidosauria; Squamata; Pythonidae.